UAUUUCACAGCCAUAAUUCAGUGAAUGAACAGCCUCUGGGCGGUCCGUGGGCAUGCCGCCUCAGACUGUUAACACUAUACAUGGAAAAAUAUGCUGUAAAAUGUGCAAAUAUGUGAGUUUGACGUAUGUUAGGGCCGAUAUGAUAUCCUGCAGGUUUACCGGACCUUGAAAUAAUAGAUAGGGCCAUAAGUUUCUCAAGUGUGUGUACACAGCUCUGCACUGUGUAAAGUUGUCGGCUUUUAUGGCUGAUAAAGAUGGUUGUGUUUUGGCGUGGUGUAUUUAUGUGACCUAUUUUAUGAACAGUACUGAUAUAGAUUGCUUAUAUGCUCACUCUCGCUCUCCGUUCCUUUAGACCCACAGCCAACAAUCGUGCUAAUGAGCGUGUGCAUGUUUGUGUGCAUUUGACUGAGAGCCAACUCGCGUGUAAAAUGUAGGGGGUCAGAGUGUGUUUACACACGUUUUCCUCUAAUUCAGCCAAGAGACGGUCAAAGGAACAGCAGGAGCAAAGAUUCAGACUAUUAUUAAACCGCUUAAAAGAUCAGCAGAAACUCACAAUAAAGAAUAAAUGCCAGAGAUGGCCUCUCAGUACAUCUAAAAAUCUUUUUUUGUUUUUGUGUGUGUGUGUGGAAGCGUGAACAUGAGUUUAUCUGUCUCAGAGAUGUAUCAGAGAGAGUGAGAAUACGUGGGUGAGUGUUUUGUAUGCAUGUCUGAAUACUCGCUUUUAUUAGUGUCUGCAAGACCACUGUGGACUAAGUAGGAAGAGCACUUUAUGGCUACAGGGUGCAUUUCACUGGCAGUAUAUACGCUAGAUAUGCUGAGCACUCUACACCGCCUCCUCUCUUCAAGUCUGCUUUUAAUCUAGGCUCUGACACUGGCCGAUGACUCACUCUGGACCCAGGUAAAAUAUGGUCAUGGCAGGGCCAUCUCAAUUCUGUGAUUAGACAGACCUCUCAAGCACAUUGCAGAGUUGAAUAGCUUCCUCCUUAAGGGGCCACUUCAAUUUGUUUGCUCCAAAUGAAAAAGCCAAAAGGAAUACUCCAUGGCAGAAUCUGUGACAAGAAUACAAGCUGCCUUAUCUGUGGGAUCUUCUCAGGCACAUAAAAAUAAGUACCAUGUUUUUUUUUUGUUUUUGUUUUUUGACGUUUGCAAUGGUAACAUCAUGGUAUUCGGAAGUGUUAGUGACUUAAGUGUGCAAUAUAAAACAUUAAGAUGGACGUGUACAUAUUAUUCAUUUUGUAUGUCCUAUAGUGUACUAAUUUCUCUCUCUCUCUCUUUUUCUGUUUCAUUUUUCACAUACACAUACCAAACCCAAGGACAGGUGGUUCAUAUGACUUUUUGAAGUCAUAUUCAUGGCUUUGUGUGACAGACCAAAAUGUAACUUAAAGGGUUAUUCAACCAAAAAUGAAAAUUCUGUCAUCAUCCUUUACUAACCAUAAUGUCGUCCAAACCCAUAAAAUAUUUGUUAUUUUUAAUAUUCUCUUAUUUGACCAUAGAUUGACGUGUAGAUAAUCUAAAUUUCCAAGCUGCAUCUAUCAUGUACUUUUUGUUUUUUUAAAUGUUGAUUGCUAAACUUUAAGUGGCUGGACAAAAAUGAUGAGAGAAUAUGAAAAUAUCUUAAUUCGUCCAAAGAUGAUUGGGUUUAGAAUGGCAUGAGGGUGAGUAAAUGAUGACAACUCAUUUUCGGGUGAAUUAUUUUUUUUAAUUGUUGAAAAUCUUUCCUUCCUGUGAGCUUUUAACUGUUGCAACUCAAUCAUUGUGUCUGUAAGUUGAAGCCGAUAACCAUUUGUAAAUGAUUCAAUACCAUUUUUGAGAACCAAAACAUCUGACACAAAUGAAUGUUUCAUUCAAGUACUUGACAUUGCUACUUAUCUCUAGAACUCUCAUGAACAUGCCAAAGAGAACUAGGUCAGAUGUCAUAAAUUUCAAGAAAACUUAAAUUUCAGUCAGCUCCCACACAAAACUAUCAUAUGGCUUCAAAAGAACUGAAAUAUAACACGAGUCAUAGAAACCACUCUUAUGUGUUUUUAUUGGGCUUUUUUCAGAUUGGAGCCCAAGGCUUUAUUAAAUUUAAUUUCACUUAAAAGAUUGGCUUGACUAUUCUUUAAAAAAUACAUUUUUCUGGUUACACGGGAAGUCAAAUGGCUUUGGAACGACUGAAUGAGAGUGAGUAAAUGAUGCUAGAAUUUUCAUGUUUAAGUGAGCUAUUUCUUUAAGCCCAGAAUGAUUCUUGUUAAGCUCCGAAUGCAAAUGUAGCAUGUACCUCAACAGUUGAGCAGCUGCACUGGCUGAGGCACAAGUGUUGUGAGAAGAUAAGUUGCGGUGGAGAUCUGGUGUAGCAUUGUUAAUGGUUAACCUCCACCCAGUUCUAAUGAUUACAUUGCUCGUGGUGGGAUCCCCCCACAAUUCUGACAUAUUCCUGGGGCCACAGGGAGAGAGGAAGGAACGUUAACUUUAGCAAUAAAAACCCCCAAAAAACAACUUUUUCAGACCAGAGUGUUAUUAGGAAGUUAUUGAGGGAGAAAAGGUUAUUGAAGGGGAGAGAGAGUGUAAGGGCAAAAAAAAUUACAUGAGAGGAAGAGGGUGAGAAAGUAAGAGACCUCCUCAACACGGGUCAUUUCAUCGGAGGCAGCGGUCGUCGUCAGUUCAAUUCUCAGAUGGUCUGUGUCAAAAGGAGGGCAUGGGGAGUUACUCCAGCAGUGGACUGAACAUUCAAAAGAGUUGAAGUUCAAAGAAAGGAAGGGAGGGUUGCAUGUUUUUGGUAGCUGGGAGGAGAGCAGCAUUCACAGCACAUGCGAGGUUGCCAGUGUUUACAACAGAUUCCACCCAUGAUACUGCAAAAACAGAAAUAAUGGACAAGAAAAGUGCAAAUGGCUUUCCUUCCAAGGCCACAGAUAGUGGAGUACAGCGUAAACAGCUGCCAUAUUCUGUGGAGACCCCUUAUGGGUUUCACCUGGAUCUGGACUUCCUGAAGUAUGUAGAUGACAUAGAGAAAGGGAACACAAUCAAGAGGGUGCACAUCCAACGCAAGAACAGGGGCCCAAAGUACAGCACACUGCCACGCAACUUCAGCCUUCCUGGGCAUGGCGCUCGACCUCUAGCCAAAGACACAUGGGCCAACACUUCCACUUUAGGGUCCAAACCCAAGUCACGUGUUACUGAAGUCCAGCAGCUUUUUGAGUUCCGAGCCAGUGAUGCCACUAGUGGUAGCAGUAGCACCAGUGGAAGCUCCCCUGCCAGCCAGUCAAAGAUGCCUUGGAGUGCUUACCUCCCCUCGCCAAAGGCUGCAGAAGAGUCUCAAGUACAGACCUCAUCUGAGAACGAACAGCCCAUGGGCCUUAAUGUUAGGCCUCACCUUUUAAGAGCCUCCAGCAUGCCUAUUAAUGUCCCACGUAGGAAAGGUUCAGAUUCAACUGACGAGCAGAGUUCCCAAUCGCAGAGCGGCUCAGCUGAGAGGCUUUUUCGACCAGCGGAUGGAGGUGACAGGAGAGGCAGUGUUCCCCAGGACAGGGCCAGCUUGCAUCAACAGAUCACAGCUGCGCUGAAAAGGGUGCGAGAGUUAGAAGAGCAAGUCAGGACCAUCCCUGAGUUGAAGGCUCAAAUAUGCUCUCUUAGAACUGAGAGGGAAGAACUGCUUCAAAGAAUUCAGGAACACAAAUCUGAGCAAAAGAGUGAGGUUCCUCAAACUGAUGCGCAAGACAGUGCUGUUCCUCCAGCUGUAAGAAAGAAAGAUGUUCCUUCCAUUUACACAGAUACUGCAGCUGAUCCUGGAAUUGUUCAAGCAGUACAGUCCAACAAAACCACAGAACAACAGGAACAAGAUCUUGUGGUGCAGGUUAUUGUAGAGCAGGUGUUUGAAAAAGUAACUGAUACAGAGUCAGAGAAGGAACAAUUGCCAGCUUCAGUGUCUGUCCCAGUAAUACUCAUAGACAAAGCAGAAACUCCAACUGAUCCAGAUGAAGCAGAGGGACUUUUUCAGGAGUCUACACUUCAAGAAGAAGCAUCAAAGAGUCUUUCAGAGCAAGCAGAAAAGCAGGAUAGAUCAUCAGAGACGUUGUUAGAAGAUAAACAGUCAACGCAGUCACAAGGGAUUUCAGAAUCAGAGGAAUCCGUUGUUGCAUAUGAAUGUACAUCCACUGAAGAAGACACUGCGACUGUUGCGGGACCGAGUGUAAUUACAACUGAAGAAAUUACAAUAGCCCAACCUGCUGAACAGAAACUUCUUACUAACCUGGAGCUGGAAGCAAAACUGAAAACUUUGGAAGAGAGUCUAAGCAAGGCCAGUUGUGAAUUGGAAAAGACAAAUGCCUUACUGAGAGAGCAGAUGGACGAGAAUCGACGAAAGGAUGAGAGAAUACAGGAACUGAUUGAUCAAGUGAAGGAGCAGAAAGUUCAAAGUCCUAUCGAGACAGAGCCACUAUCUGAACCAGUUGUCACAUGUGAUGCAUCAGUCAGUACAGACAGAAAAAGUGUCAUGGAGAAAGGAAUCUCAACAGAACCUCAACCAGCUGAGGGUCCCAAAGAAACAGACUCUAAAUGCUCGAGCACUCAGACGAAUAUAGUAGAAGCUCGAGACAUUGAAGUAUUAGCACAAGUCACUACAGCAGAGAAAAUUGUAGGGGUAGAGAUUGUCAUGUGUGACCAGGCAAUGGAGACUGAAGUCCAGGAUAAUCUAGAAGUUAACAGUGGUCAACAGGUCUCUGAAAUGCAAGAGAAGACAGAUUCUGUCAAAGAACAAGAGGGUGAUAUCAAAGAUAGUGUGUCAAGUCAGAUUAUAGAUACCAAAGUCAGUGAAAUCGUUGUUGCAGAGAGUGACACUGAAGAAUAUGUCAUGGUAGAAAGUGCCAUGGUUGAGAGUAGCAGUGAAACUGAAUUUCCUAAGCCCACAGUCCAAGAGAUUGAAUCUAAGGAGAGUCCGGUUGUUGAAAGCACAGUAACAGACAAAGCAAGAGAAGAAAGAACUUCAGGUUUGCAAACACAGCAGGAACCAAGAGAAACACAAGGACAGGAACCCCAACUUCAGUCUCAAAGGGCAUCUGAAGCCACAGCUUCUCCUGCUGCAAUCGGUCAGGUUGUUAAUCGUAUACAAGGCCUUCUUAAUGAGCAGUGGGCCAGCCUGGGAAGUGGAGGCCAAGAUGCAAAAGGAGAGAGCUCUCAGAAACCUCAUUCUUCCAAAAUAAGCUCAAUUCAAAGCCACCUGAGAGGGUCCCUCAGUGCCCUGUCUGCCUUUUACUCACCUGUUCAGAAAGGAGGGGCUGCACGACAAUCAGGCCUCAAAUCCAUCAUGAAGAAGAACGAUUGUCCUGACAAACAGGGCAACGGGGGAGCUAAGAAGAACUUGAAGUUUGUUGGCGUAAAUGGAGGCUAUGAGACCACCUCCAGUGAGGACUCCAGUGGGGAGGAGGAUCAGGAUGAAGUUGAGGAGGUGGAUAGCUCGGAGCCUGAGGUGGAGCAGGGAGAGGAGAGUGGAACGGCCCAGGAGGAGGCUGCUGCUGCUGGGGAGCAAGGUGAUGGGGUUCAAGCAGAGGUGGCAGAGGGCUCUAAGGAGCCUGAUGCUGCUCAGGCCGCCAUGAGUCCCCAGGAGGAGCAGCCUGUCAGUGAGUUAGUUGAUAAGAACUUCAUGGCUGCUUGUCAUUUCCUGAAGGAUCGCAUGGCUGAGGUUGCUUCCCCAAAUAAAGACAUGAGGCAGGUUCUGAUGGUGUUAUAUCAGGAGUGGUUCCGUGUGUCCAGUCAGAAGGACUCUCAGGCAGAGACGGUCACGCUGUACCUGAGGGAGGUGGGCUACCACACACCCACUCUGCUGCGCUACAUAGUAAACCUGGCUGAUGGUAAUGGAAACAUGGCACUGCACUACAGUGUGUCCCAUUCCAACUUCUCUGUGGUCAAGCUGUUACUAGACACAGGACUGUGUGAGGUGGAUCACCAGAACAAGGCCGGCUACACUGCUAUAAUGUUGGCAGCUCUUACUGCGGCAGACAGUCCUGAGGACAUGGAGGUGGCUCAGCAACUAUUGAGAAUGGGCAAAAUCAAUGCUCGAGCCAGCCAGUCAGGGCAGACAGCACUGAUGCUUGCCGUUAGUCAUGGUCGGACGAUGAUGGUCCAGGUUCUUCUGGACUGCGGUGCUGAUUUGAACAUACAGGACCAGGAUGGAUCCACUGCUCUGAUGUGUGCCUGUGAGCACGGUCACUCUGAGAUAGCCAAAAUACUGCUGGACAGACCAGAGUGUGACAUAUCACUCACAGAUAAGGAUGGACACACAGCUCUGUCGGUGGCCAUGAAGGCUUCCCACUCUGACAUUGUUGAACUUCUGAAAACUCGCGCUGAUCCAGCCACGGUCACAGAUCCUACAGCUCCGCUCUGAGGUCAAAGGCCUUGUCUUCAUGUCCAACUGGUUCUGCCAGAUUCAUCUUUCUACUGCCUCGACCUGACUCGCUGACCAGGCCAGCAGUCAACAAUAGAGAGACAGCACUUGCCAGUAAUUCGCAGAUUCUCUGUUUGAGAAAUGGCCAAUGAGAAAUGUACUUCUGUACGCCAUUCAAAGAUGCCAUGGAGGGUGGGCUUCCCUAAACUUCCCAGAAGGUCCCCAUUUGCCCUGAAGCACAGCUACUGUAGCUAUUUAGCAGGCAUGGUACAUUGUUACAUGUUUUGGCCUUCUAUUUUCAGGUAAUGUGACUAUAUUUUUGUUAGGCGAUCAAGCGUAAUCUACGAAUGUUAUUAAAGAAGUGAUCAGAUACUCACUAUAUUUAUUUUUUAUUGCACUUUUCUGUACUAUUUCCCCCGUGAUGUAUCCAAGGCCUGUCUUAUAGCCUGAUGUGUCUUCCUAUAUGAGGGUUUUUGGGUCAGGCCCAGUACCGAACCAUUCCUUGCCUUUGCAGGUGGAACAGGGAAAGGAGUUUUACAGUCACACAGUUGUCUUGCCAGUAUGUCUCCCAUCUUUAAUCCCAACAAAAAGCCAAGCACUGAAAAAGGAAAAAGAAAAAGAGAAAAAAAACUUGAAUGCUGAUUUACAGUAGAAGCUUGUUUUAAUGAUUUUAAAGUAGUUCAACCAAAAAUGAAAAUUUGCUGAAAAUUUACUCACCUUCAGGCCAUCCAAGAUGUAGAUCAGUUUGUUUCUACAUUGUAACAGAUUUGCAGAAAUUUAGCAUUACAUCACUUGCUCACCUCACCUGCAGUGAAUGGGUGCCGUCAGAAUGAGAGUCCAAACAGCUGAUAAAAGCAUCACUAUAAUGCACAAGUAAUCCACAUGACUCCAGUCAAUCAAUUAACUGUUGGGCAAAGAUGCGUGUUUGUAAUAAACAAAUCCAUCAUUAAUUUUUAACUUCAAACUACUGAAAACAUUACUGAAUCAAGAGAGAAAUAUGCACAUUUUUUACAAGCAACAACAGUGCAAAACAGUCCUAAACCAAUAUUUUGGUGGAUUUUGAUGUGAGGGGACAACAUGCAAUUAACUUUUUCUACUUGAGGAAGCAUUGUUGUGGAUUAUGGACUUGUAUUUUGGCCAGAAGCAAUGUUAAAGUUAAAAUGCCUUGAUGGAUUUGUUUCAUGCAGCUUUUCGCUUCUCGGGACGUUAAUUGAUGGACUGAAGUCAUGCAGAUCAGUUGUGGAUUAUUGAUGUUUUUAUCAGCUGUUUUAACUCUCAUUCUGAUGGCACCCAUUCACUGCAGAAAAUCCUUUGGUGAGUAAGUAUGUAAUGCAAAAUU
Messenger RNA from Onychostoma macrolepis, 7697 nucleotides. It is a transcript of the gene kank4, whose product is annotated as KN motif and ankyrin repeat domains 4. The record is from RefSeq and is a predicted model, not a curated record. Gene Ontology annotation, cellular component: cytoplasm; cytoskeleton. Gene Ontology annotation, biological process: negative regulation of actin filament polymerization. Lineage: Eukaryota; Metazoa; Chordata; Actinopteri; Cypriniformes; Cyprinidae. Gene Ontology annotation, molecular function: protein binding.